UUCUCCAUAUUUAAAGUUAAUUUGGAACAUCCUUAGAAUUUAUAUUAUUAUAACAAUUACCGGGUAUAGGAAAUUAUGCAAAAUGAAAAUGUUUUUGGAGAUUCAUAUAUAUUAGACCCUGUUGAGAGUCUUGUUUGUAUAGAAAGACUGGCUUGGAAUUUAAUUGACGAGGAAUUUUUUAUUUAAAGCUUGCCGUGUAUUUGCUUGGUUGAAUAUAUUGCAGUAGAUGUGGUUUUUAGUAACUUUUUUUCAUUCAGAAGUAAGAUUAUGAAGGGGAUUGCGCUGGCUUUUUUAGGGGAUUUAAAGGGAAGUAUUUCAUGUUUGUAAAAAGUUUUAAAUGAAAAAGAUCUUCCGAAUUUAUGGGUUAAGUAAAGCGAGUUUUUUAAAAGGAAAAAUGGAGUUUUUUGGGAAGGAGAUUUGUAAUAUUAAAAUAAUUAAGGACCGCUUUUUUAAUAAAAUAAAGAAAUUUUAGACUUAUUGGUUUCCAAGUUUGAAAUUGAGAAGAGUUUUGGCAAAAAUUAUGGACAAUUAAAUGUCAAUUUAUUGAUUUUUUGGAAGGCUUUAAUUGUUAUUAUCGCUUUUGAGUGCGAAAAUGCAGAUUAGAAUGAUUAAAAUGAUAUUAGGUGUAAUUAUUUGGUAAAAUGCGAUGAUUUUCUGAAAAUUUUAUUGAAAAAAUUAAGCUUUGAAGAAGAAUUAGGUUGUAUAGAAGAAGAAAUUAGAUUAAUUUAGGAAAAAAUUACUUAAUAAAUUCGUGUCGAAGAAUUAUAAAAAAAACUUGAAAACCUUUAAAAUGAUAAAACUUAACUUUUUUUAUAAAAAGGAAUAUCUGAUUAAAUAUAAAUGUAGGAAUAUUUUUAUAAUAGAGAAGAGUUAUUUAAUUAUAGUUAAAAAAGAGAUGAAAGGUUAAAAAUGAUUUGCCGAACUAGAUUUUUAAGGGCAAGAAUAUAUUCUUAAAUGUAAUUAUUUUAGAAAAGUUUCCAUGUUUUAUUCCAUGCAAUAUAAAAUAUAAAUUAAUACGUCUCUGAAUAUAGACUAGUUGAAUAAGGAGAAGAACCGGAAAAUACUUAAAUUGAAUAAUUAAAAUAAUAGGAAGAAUUAGUAAUAGGUGGAGGCUAAAAUAAAGGAAAAUAAGCUAAAAAAGAAGAUAAAGCCCUUCCUAAAGAUAAUUAAAAUUAAAAAGAAUCUAAGAAACAAGCUAAAGGGGGGUAAGAACUAAAAACAGACGAAAAUUAUUUCGAGAAAAGGAAAAUUGAACUCGAGGAAAUGCAAAAAAUAGCUUUUUAAAAUGCCCAAUAAUGUAAAUUUAGAAAUCAUUUAAGCGCUUUUUGGUUCAUUAAAUUAAGAUGCGAACUUUGUAUUAUUUUAUAUAAUGAAAAUAGGCUUGAUGAUGCUUUAUAAUAUAUACAAAGUACUAUUUUAGAUUGCUAAAAGGUACAAGAUGUGUAUUUUUAGGGAAUUUUAUAAUAAUAUGAGGCUCGUAUUUAUUUAAAAAUGGGGAAAUAUGAAGAAAGUGUUUAAAAAAUAGAGAAAAAUUAAAUUUUUAUGAAAUAAAAUUGUAUUGAAAAUAUAAUUGAAAAUGCAAGAUUUUUAGCAGAUUUUUCUGAAGUUUUUUUCGAGAGAAAAAAAUAAGAAAAAGCCUAUAUUUUUAUAUAGAAUUCUUUGGAAAUUUUAGAUAGUUUUUUGAAGGAAAUUUGCUUUGAUUUUUAACUUUAAAAUGAAAAUGAAAAAGCAGCAAAAGAAAGUAUUUUAGUCUGUAAUGAAUUAUAAUUAGGGCAGGAAAUUGAAGCAGAGUUAUUAAAAAAACAAGAGAAAGAAACUAUUAAUAAUAAAGAUGCAAAAGGA
Ichthyophthirius multifiliis is the source of this 1842-nucleotide messenger RNA. RefSeq lists its product as hypothetical. Lineage: Eukaryota; Ciliophora; Oligohymenophorea; Hymenostomatida. The transcript has 2 exons. The record is from RefSeq and is a predicted model, not a curated record.